CGCCUGCGUCACAUUACGUAAGUAAUAUUCAUAAGCCAAUCUUACUUCUGCGCAUGCGCUUUCUGAAUUCCAGCUUCAAAACAAUGGCGGUUGACGGUUUGAUCAUAACAGAGCAGUGGAUCAGAGAAAAACUCAACCUACAGCACAGCUGUUUAGCGGAUGUCCGAUCGUUGACUCUUCCAGGAACAUACGAAGGGAAAAUCUGUGAUUUAGGAGCGUCCCUAAAGAACUUCGUUCGUCUGAAAUCACUGGAUCUUUCCCACAAUGCACUGGUCACAGUUCAGGGGAUUGAGCAUUUGGAGAUGCUGGAGAGACUGAAUCUGUACUAUAACAGGCUUGCGUCUCUGCAGGACAUCUUUUCCCUGCACAAGCUGCAGAAUCUGAAGGAACUGGACUUGCGGCUCAAUCCUGUGGUCAACAAACACCCGCUCUACCGUCUGUACCUGGUCCACGCCAUGACCAGACUCCGAAAGCUUGAUGAGUGUCCAGUGCGAGACAGAGAAAGAAAGGCAGCUCUCAUGCAUUUCUCAUCAGAAGCAAAUCUAGACAGUAAUCAUAAGAAGCAUGCCUUGACACUAGACACAGAGUGCAGAAGCAGUGAGCUCAGAAUAAAAGCGAUGCAGAAGAUGAUGAAGACGCUCUCACUUCUCGAGGGGAACGAGGAAGCUGUGAUGUUUAAUGAUGUUUCUAGAAAGAGACGUGAAACUCUCUCCGUCCGCUUUGAGAAGGAGCGCAGCCCUCGUCCGUUACAGAAAACUCCAUCAGAAUCAGAUAUCAUACGUUUAAUCAAUGAACCUGAGUGUGAAAAGGCUCCAAAACAAGUCAAGGAGUCUGUUCCCAAGAGCUGGGAUUAUAAAAAAGAGACUCCAGCUGGUUCUCAGCGAGUGAGGUUUGAAAGCCGGAGUCUGACUUGUGCGACGGUUCGAGGAGAGAGCAUCUUUACACCACAUCCUACAGAGAUGCAGUCCGAUUCACACGUCAUUAAAUGGCAAAACCAGCUUCCGGACAGAGCAAAUCCUGUGGUGCAUCCUCCCAGAUUAACCUACAGGGUCACAGAAACCUCAUCGGCAUCCGAGAGACAAUGCAAACCACAGAAGGGUGCCUAUAGGAAGCCCAUGGAGCUGCUCCUCAGCAUGAUGGAGGAGCUCUGGUCGGGGAAGAAGGAGAAUCAACAAAACCGUACCUUCCUCAUGAAGAUGGUUCAGAUCCUCAGCAUGAUGGAGCAAGAUGUGGAGGGAGGAGAACAGGAGAUACAAACUCUGCAAGAGAUGCUCGAAGCCUUGAAAACACGGAGUGAAUUUCAGGAAAAACAGCAUCGGUCUGAGACUGAAGAUCUCAGACUACAGCUUCAGCAGGCGCAAGAAUCUAUCCAAGCCCUUAACGAACAGAUGAAGAAUGUGCUGGAGGAGAACGUGUCUUUACAGAAACAGCUGAUCAAAGCAGAAAACAAGCUUCUGUCGUCUCGGCUGAAGAAGAUCCCACACAUGCAGGACAGAGGACAGCAGACGGAGGAAGGAAACGGAGCGAAUGAGCCGCAGGAGAGCUAUAGGUGUUUGAUUGCCAGAAAUGAGCGUUUGCUGCAGCAGCUGGAGGAGGCUCUGAUGAACUGACGGAUGCAGAUGAAGAACGUUCCUCCAAUAGACAUCUAGGUUUCAUUUAUUAUAAAUCUGGUAUAUAAAGUUAUACCUCGCACUCUCUAAAA
Molecule: messenger RNA, 1702 nt
Organism: Carassius carassius (crucian carp)
Lineage: Eukaryota; Metazoa; Chordata; Actinopteri; Cypriniformes; Cyprinidae
Gene: cep72
Product: centrosomal protein 72
Exons: 14
Coding region: 54-1610 (518 amino acids)
Molecular function (GO): protein binding
Source: RefSeq, a predicted model, not a curated record